Molecule: messenger RNA, 2800 nt
Organism: Cajanus cajan (pigeon pea)
Lineage: Eukaryota; Viridiplantae; Streptophyta; Magnoliopsida; Fabales; Fabaceae
Product: telomere repeat-binding protein 3
Source: RefSeq, a predicted model, not a curated record
ACGGUAUUGGUGGGUUUUUGUCCCUUUAAACUCUUCUGUUAUUCUAUCUAUUAUUCUAUCUAUUGUUUCGUUCCAUCUCACAAAACAAGAAAAAAAAUAAAAAGAAAAAGGAAAAAAUGAAAAUUUCACGUUCCUGAGAGAGAGAGAAAGAGAAAGUUCAGGACUUAAAUGCUUUCAGUGCCUGAAUUCCCUUAGAUCUCUUGCAUUUCCAAACAGUUUUCCGGGGUUUUUGCUUUGCACGCAAGUUGUACUUUUUUUCGCUGUCGGAAAAUGAGUUUCAUCGGAAAUUUCGUUGCUUGAUCGUAGUUUGGUUCCUCGGAUCGUUGUUCGAAUGUUGUUGUCUCAAGAGUGAAAAAGAUCUGCUGUAUUUGUGUUUCUGGUUAUUUGAUGAGCCAACUAUGGUGUUGAAGAAGAGGGUUGAUUAUAGAUUUAAAGGCUUUCGAGUCCCAGUUAUACCUAAAGCUCCUAGAUCUGCAAGAAGGAGGGGUUCUUUCAACAAAGAUGAUGAUGGUCGAGCCUGUGCUAUUGAACUACUGGCUUCUUUAGCUGGGCAGUUGUUGCAGGAGAGUGAAAGUUCUGCUUCCAGCAAUGCAUCUGAAGGAAAUCAUCAGCCUGCAUUUAGCCACGGUGUCAUUGGGCAAGAUAGACAGGAUGAAGUGAAACCAUUAAAAACCGAGGAAGUUCAUCAGGGAAGUUGUGCAGAGAGUACUUUUAAGACUGAGGUAGCCUCACAAAACAGUAGUCGGAAAUCUGUUUCACAUGCCAAGACUGAUUGUUUGCUAGAGCACGUUUCAGUUAAUACUAAUUCUGACUGUCGGAAGAAAGUUGAAGCUGAUGUUAAGACUGAAAUUUCCGAUUGUGAUAAUAAGUUUGGACAUUAUUCUGAUAGGUUAGUAGAAACACCUGAAAACUUUAGGGAGUCUAGCGAUGGUAACAUAAAGAAAGGAUUUAAAUGGGAACAGGAGGUCGGCAGUUCAUGCUUUCGGGAAUCAACUUUGGCUGAUAAAUGUAGUUUGAAGGAGCACUUAGAAUUGUAUGUAUCUCCUACACUAAUUGACUCAAAAAGUAAUCUUAAGUCUCCAUUUCAUAGGAAAUCUUUUCCCAGUGCAUCCUUUUCCAGGCAUGGGAAUGGUAGUAAGUUAGGUUUUAGAGAUGAUGACGAAAACUUUUUAAGGUGCAAAAAAGCUUGCACGAAAUCAAAGGCUUUUAGGUCUCCACGACGCAUUGCACACCGAAGAAUCAGGAAUUUGAUGUCUUCCAAAUACUGGAAGACAGCUCCAAAGUUGAAGGACUGCGAACUUUCUAGAUCCGAUUUAGGAGUACCAAAUUAUCAUAAGAGGAAGACUUGUUAUGGUGUUGAAAGGUCUCAGCUUAACACCAUUGUUAAAAGGAGGAAAUUCUUUGACAGAGUUUCAGGGGUAACUUCUGAUGGAGGAUUUAGCAGUGAGAGUGUGUCCAAUUCACCUCAGAAAGGGACAGAUAGAGACAAGCCUAGCUCAUCUGCAAAACUUCAUGUAUCUAAGGCCAAGGAUUCUCAUGUGAAGUUUAGCAUUAAGUCAAUAAGGAUACCAGAGCUUUAUAUUGAGGUUCCUGAAACUGCAACUGUUGGUUCACUAAAGAGGAGAAUCAUGGAGGCAGUGAUGGCUAUAGUUGGAGGUGGUGCGCAUGUUGGUGUUCUUCUUCAGGGGAAAAAAGUUAGAGAUGACAAUAGAACACUUGUGCAGACUGGUAUAUCUUGCAAUGAAAAUUUGGAUAGCCUCAGUUUCAUGUUGGAGCCCACUUCUCUACAAGCUUCUCCAAUUUUGUGUGUUGGUGAUCCUUGUUCUCAAUGUGAAACAUCUCAGCCUACCAGGCCCACAGAAACUCCUGUCUUAGAUUCAGGGAUUACAGAUACUUUACAUGACUCACCCUUGCUGACAUAUCCGGGCAACCUAAUUGAAAGUAACCACGAGUUUACUUCUUCACCCGCCGACACUACAGUUGACAACAUAACACCUGAUUCCAGAGCACUAGUUGCUGUUCCAGCUAUCACAGAAGCAUUAGCUGUGGUUCCUGUGAGUCAGAAAACCAAGCGCUCUGACUUUGCACAGCGUCGAACCAGGAGACCAUUCUCUGUGGCUGAGGUAGAAGCACUCGUUCAUGCAGUUGAGGAACUAGGAACUGGGAGGUGGCGUGAUGUUAAGUUGCGAGCUUUUGAGAAUGCAGACCAUAGGACAUAUGUAGACUUAAAGGAUAAAUGGAAAACAUUGGUGCACACUGCAACAAUCUCCCCUCAACAAAGGAGAGGAGAGCCAGUACCUCAGGAGCUCUUAGACAGGGUUUUGGCUGCACAUGCUUUCUGGUCUCAGCACCAAACUAAGCAACAUGGCAAGCACCAAGCUGGACCUGGAACCUUGAAGAUUGCAGAAGCCUCAGCUGAAAGACAGUGUGUGUGUUGAAGGUGUACAAUCACUUGUGAUGAUGGUGUAGAAAGGAGUGGUGGUGGUGUUGUUGACAGGACAAAGAGGAAGACAAACUUGUACAUUUUGAUUCAAUUUCAUGUAAUAUUCUUACACCAAAUUCUUUGCCGGCCAUUAAUUGCAUUCGGGUUGGCAUUUGUACAUGAUUUGAUGCAAUAAGGUUGUUGUUCUAACAGGAACUUAUGCUGUUCUUUGAUUUUUUUUCUUGAUUCUUUUUCAUUUAUGAAUGUAUGUAGAAAUGUAAAAAAGAACAUGACAGGCCAAAGGAAAGGUGAAAAUGUUCAUGUUAUUAUCUUUCUCUUCAUUUAUGGAAAUUAUUGUUCCCACUUGUUUGAUACUCA